This is a messenger RNA of Chanos chanos (milkfish), 2094 nucleotides long. RefSeq names its product protein disulfide isomerase family A, member 3 (gene pdia3). The coding region runs from base 162 to 1646 and encodes 494 amino acids. Gene Ontology annotation, cellular component: cell surface; endoplasmic reticulum. The transcript is spliced from 13 exons. Gene Ontology annotation, molecular function: protein disulfide isomerase activity. Gene Ontology annotation, biological process: response to endoplasmic reticulum stress; protein folding. Lineage: Eukaryota; Metazoa; Chordata; Actinopteri; Gonorynchiformes; Chanidae. The record is from RefSeq and is a predicted model, not a curated record.
UUACGCUUUCUCUUUCUUGUCUGCCUUGUGCGUGCCCCAGUGGGCCUGAGCCAUAGUGGUGUCCGGACACAUUCCCUCAGUCCAGGGAGAGAUUAAAAGAAGGCUGCUGUGAAGUAGAUCAUUUCACCGUCUUUGCACUGAAGAUACUUACACAUUCAGCGAUGUUGAAGUUUUUAUUUUUCGCUGUUCUCGCCGUGGUAGCUUCGGCUAGUGAUGUACUUGAAUUCACUGAUGACGAUUUUGACAGUAAAAUUGGAGACCACGAACUCAUCCUUGUGGAAUUCUUUGCACCCUGGUGUGGCCACUGUAAACGUCUUGCCCCGGAGUAUGAGGCAGCUGCUACCCGUCUGAAAGGCAUCGUCCCACUUGCAAAGGUGGACUGUACAGCCAACAGCAAUGUAUGCAGCAAAUAUGGUGUCAGUGGCUACCCAACCCUUAAGAUUUUCAGAGAUGGUGAAGAUUCAGGCGGCUACGAUGGUCCUCGCACAGCUGAUGGGAUUGUUAGCCACCUGAAGAAGCAGGCAGGUCCAGCCUCUGUGGAGCUCAAGACUGAAGCUGACUUUGAGAAGUUUAUCGCUGAUCGCGAUGCAAGUGUUGUCGGUUUCUUUGCUGAUGGAGGAAGUACCGCCCAGGGAGAGUUCCUGAAAUCUGCCAGUGCUCUCCGAGAUUCUUACCGUUUUGCACACACUAACGCUGAGGACCUGCUCAAGAAACAUGAUAUUGAGGAAGAGGGCAUCAUUUUGUUCCGGCCCCCUCGUCUCAGCAAUAAAUUCGAGGAGAGCAGUGUCAAAUUCAGCGAGGGAAAAUUCACCAGCGCCAAGAUCAAGAAAUUUGUUCAGGACAAUGUUCUUGGAAUAUGCCCUCAUAUGACAGAUGACAACAAAGACCAGCUGCGGGGGAAGGACCUGCUUGUGGCCUAUUAUGAUGUGGACUACGAGAAGAAUCCAAAGGGCUCCAACUACUGGAGGAACAGGGUGAUGAAGGUUGCUAAGGGUUUCCUGGACCAGGGCAAGAAGAUGAGCUUCGCUGUGGCUAAUAAGAACAGCUUCAGUCACGAGGUGUCAGAGUUCGGUCUGGAUGGGAGUAGCGGAGAGCUGCCUGUCGUCGCCAUUCGAACUGCCAAGGGAGAUAAAUACGUCAUGCAGGAAGAGUUCUCUCGUGAUGGAAAGGCUCUGGAGCAAUUCCUGCAGGAUUACUUUGAUGGCAAACUGAAGCGAUACCUGAAGUCUGAGCCCAUUCCUGAGAACAAUGACGGUCCAGUCAAGGUGGUUGUGGCUGAGUCCUUUGACUCCAUCGUGAAUGAGGAGGGUAAGGAUGUGCUCAUUGAGUUCUACGCUCCGUGGUGUGGUCACUGCAAGAGCUUGGAGCCCAAAUACAAAGAACUGGGUGAGAAGCUUGCCAACGAUCCCAACGUUGUGAUUGCAAAGAUGGACGCCACAGCUAAUGAUGUGCCGUCCCCGUACGAAGUGAGGGGAUUCCCCACCAUCUACUUCUCUCCCGCUGGGCAGAAGCAGAGUCCUAAGAAAUAUGAGGGAGGUCGUGAAGUAAGUGAUUUCAUCUCUUACCUGAAGAAGGAGGCCACCAACACACUCGUGGUCAAAGAGGAUGAGAAAAAGUCCAAGAAGAAGAAGAAGUCAGAGUUAUAGGCGCUGUAAUUGCAUUUUGCCGAGGAGGGAGAUAUACAGGACAAAUAAAUUAUAUCCCAAACUUUAGAGAAGAUCCGAGUGCUCCGAUCCAGUCACCAUGUUGGCACCCUCCAGGGCCUACUGCUUGGAGAACACUGUGGAAGGUUAUGGUGGCCAGGUUUAUGUGAUUUAAAAAAUGUGUGGAAGGGGGGUACAGUUCUGAAAAUUGAGAUUAUAUUCCCCUAAUCUGUACCAUGGAAAGAUGCACUUUGGUUUGAGACCAAUUUCAGCCACAGAUUUCUUUGUUUCCUACAACAAGGGGAAUUUGGUGAUUUUUUUUUUUUUCUUUUUCGUUUUCCCUGAUUUGUUCUGAUUCUUUUUUUUUCCUUCUUGUUUUAUUCCUCUUUUUGUACCACGUGUCUUUUUUGUACAUUUGGAAGGAUUGUGAAAUAAAAGGCCCACUAACCUA